This is a messenger RNA of Penicillium cinerascens, 2253 nucleotides long. RefSeq names its product alpha-N-acetylglucosaminidase. Lineage: Eukaryota; Fungi; Ascomycota; Eurotiomycetes; Eurotiales; Aspergillaceae. Bases 1 to 2253 code for a protein of 750 amino acids. The record is from RefSeq and is a predicted model, not a curated record. The transcript has 2 exons.
AUGCAUGCGAUAACGUAUUGUUUGUUGGCACUAUUCUCUACCUCUUACGUGGUCGCCCAAUCCACAGACGGCAUCUACAACCUCGUCAAGAGACGUUUGCCCAACCAUGCCGAUAAUUUCCAAUUUUCCCUGAGAAACAUCACUGAGAGCUCCAAAAAAUACGAUGAAUUUAUCGUUUCUACCACUGUCAAUGGCAAGGUAGUAGUGGAAGGUAACUCAUUGAGCGCACUCUCAUCUGGUCUGCAUCGGUAUUUGUCGGAUAUAGCUCAUGUUGACAUCUAUUGGUUCAUUGGAAGCCGGCUGGAUGAAGUUGCAACUCUGCCCCGUCUUUCCCAGCCCUUGACGGGUUCAAGCAUUGUUCCCUGGAGAUAUCACUUCAAUACAGUCACCUUCUCUUACACGUCUGCUUUCUGGUCAUGGGAGGACUGGGAGCUCCAGCUCGACUGGAUGGCAUUGCGCGGCAUCAACCUACCUUUAGCCUGGGUAGGAGAAGAGAAGAUUGCCGUCGAGGUAUUCCGCGAGAUUGGGUUGACCGAUAGUGAAAUCGCCUCCUUCUUGGCUGGUCCCGCCUUUCUAUCGUGGAAUCACUUUGGAAACAUUCAGGGAUCUUGGGGGGAGGAACUCCCAUCCGCUUGGAUUGAUAGCCAAUUUGAGCUACAGAAGAAGAUCGUGGCUCGGAUGGUUGAACUUGGAAUGACUCCCAUCUUACCAGCCUUCGCAGGCUUUGUCCCUCGUGCAUUCUCCAGAGUCUCACCAAAUGCGACAGUGGUGAAUGGGUCUCAGUGGGAAGAUUUCCCCUCCCAGUACACCAAUGUUACCUUCCUGGAGCCCUUCGAUGCCGAAUUUGCGAUUCUUCAAAGCCGCUUUCUUGCUAAACAGCGGGAGGCAUACGGCAAUGUGACUCACAUUUAUGCCAUUGAUCAGUAUAAUGAGAACGACCCUUACUCUGGAGACGAAGAAUACCUUCAGAAUGUCACCCGCAAUACAUUGAAUAGUCUGAAGGCCGCCGACCCGGAUGCUGUGUGGAUAACGCAGGGAUGGCAGUUCUAUUCAAACUCUGAAUUCUGGACCGAUGCCCGCGUGAAAGCAUACCUGUCUGGUGUUGAAUCAGACAGCGAUAUGAUCAUUUUGGAUUUGUUUUCCGAGUCACAACCGCAGUGGCAGAAAUUCGACUCCUACUACGGAAAGCCUUGGAUUUGGUGCAUGUUACAUGAUUACGGACAGAAUAUGGGUCUCUAUGGACAGAUCAUGAACAUUACAGUGAACCCAGUGGAGGCGUUGGCUAAUUCAUCAUCUCUGGUGGGAUUUGGUUUGACCAUGGAAGGCGAGGAGGGCAAUGAGAUUGUCUACGAUCUGUUUUUGGAUCAGGCAUGGUCGGAAACCCCAAUUGAGACUGCGGAGUAUUUCCACGACUGGGUGACAACCCGUUAUACCGGCGCGAGAUACGUACCCGACGCUAUUUACCAGGCUUGGGAAAUUAUGAGGCCUACCGUCUACAACAACACCAAUCUUUCCUCCAGUGCAGUCCCCAAGUCGAUUCUGGAGUUGAUACCGAGCACAUCUGGCUUGGUCAAUCGAACUGGGCACCAUCCUACCACUAUCAACUACAACCCAUCCGUUGUUGUGGAUGCCUGGCGACUUUUCUAUGACGCUGCACGUAUUGAGAAUUCCCUGUGGCUCGACCCAUCCUACCAACAUGACAUGGUUGACAUAACACGUCAAGUUCUAGCGAACGCUUUUAUUCCUCUUUAUGAGAAAAUGGUAUCAACAUACACAAGUGGAAAUGCGACAACGGCCAGUAUUAUCGCUGCUGGCCAGAAGUUGACGGCUUUGCUCUCGGCCCUAGACUCUGUUUUAUCCACGAACAAGAGUUUCCGUUUGAACUCCUGGAUCCAAGCGGCUCGGUCAUUAGCUGGAGACAAUGACACCCUGGCCGAUUUCUACGAGUACGAUGCCCGGAACCAGAUCACGCUGUGGGGUCCCACCGGUCAAAUCAGUGAUUACGCCUCGAAGUCAUGGGCUGGACUAGUCUCGUCGUAUUACAAGCCUCGCUGGGAACUAUUCGUGAGCUAUCUAGCCUCUACCCCCGCUUCCCAGUACAAUGAAACUGCUUUCGAAGCAGGCUUGUUGGAGUUUGAGCUACAGUGGCAGACACAGACUUCUACAAACUCCAAGUCUACCGGGGUGUCAGGAGACCUUGCCCAAGUUUUGGAGAAGACGAAGAGUGACUGGCCAGAUGUUUUCAACUGUUAA